This is a messenger RNA of Cryphonectria parasitica EP155, 162 nucleotides long. RefSeq lists its product as uncharacterized. The transcript has a single exon. The record is from RefSeq and is a predicted model, not a curated record. NCBI's taxonomy places the organism in Eukaryota, Fungi, Ascomycota, Sordariomycetes, Diaporthales, Cryphonectriaceae. The annotation marks the transcript as partial.
GAAUACGCAUGUGGUCACUGGCAUGGCCAGGCUGCCAUCUGGUGCCCCACUUAUACUCGAACACACCGUCGGUGCCCACCACAGUUCACUCACUAUGAAUACCGGUACGUUGUCUGCUCCAAGUACAAGAUAUCCGCCCCCUCCAAAAAAAAGGUGACAUAA